AUGAAUCUCAAAAUGACCAUUCCCCCGACCACGGAGCAUUUGGCAUCUGUGAAGGAGCACACGCAAGCCACAAUCACCGCGCUCUUCGCCUUCUUGACUGCUCAAGGUCAAGGAGACUAUCUUGGCGAGAAAGUUACCCAACUAGAGCACUCGCUGCAGUGUGCUCAUCUGGCGAGUCAAUCCUCAGAAUAUGGAUCCGAUCCAGAAGUCAUCCUCGCUGCUCUUCUCCAUGACGUCGGCCGAUUCAUUCCAGCCGCAGAAAAAAUGGGCAAGAUGAUCACACCGGAUGGACAGUAUAUUGGUCGACAAAGUCAUGAGAUUCUGGGCGAGUCGUAUCUACGCCAGAUUGGCUUCAGCGAGAAGGUUUGCCUGCUAGUUGGAGCGCAUGUCAUGGCUAAAAGGUAUCUGGUUGCAACAGACCAGAAAUAUUAUGAUGGACUGAGUGAGACGAGUAAACGAACACUCAGGUUCCAGGGUGGAGGGUUUACAGCCGAAGAAGUCCAGGAGGCCCAAAAGGAUCCACUGCUCGAGGCAAAGCUUGCUGUGAGACGCUGGGAUGAUCAAGCGAAGGUGCCCAACAUUGUUGUUCCUCCUUUGGAAGCGUAUGGGGAACUGGCUUAUGACUGCCUACUUGAUUCUCGGGCCAAGUUCACUCUUCAUUCAAAGGAAUAUUCUCUCCCUACCAGACCAACGGUCGUGAUCUGCAUCGAUGGAUUUGAUCCGGAGUACUUGGAUUCGGGGAUCCAGAGAGGCGUCCUUCCAACCUUCAAGAAAUUUGUUGACAACGGAUUUAUGGCUACCGCCAAAAGUUGCAUGCCCUCGUUCACGAAUCCGAACAACGUGUCUAUUAUCACUGGAGCACCCCCUUCAGUUCACGGAAUUGCCGGAAACUUUUUCUUGGACCGAGAAACAGGAAAGGAAACCAUGAUCACGGAUGACACGUUGCUCCGGGGCUCGACCUUGCUCGAGCAAAUGCACAAGCGAGGUGUUCGAAUCGCAGCCGUGACGGCCAAGGAUAAACUAAGAAAGAUCCUUGCACAUGGUAUCAAAGGCGCUAUUUGUUUCUCUGCGCAGCAAGCCGCAGACUGCACAAUGGAUGAAAACGGGAUCGAAAACGUUGAAGAGUGGAUUGGACGACCGGCUCCUAGCCAAUACUCCGGGGACUUGUCCGUGUUUGUGCUUGACGCUGGAAUUAAAUUGCUCGAAGAAGGGCGGUCGGACUUUUUAUACCUCACUCUCUCGGAUUAUAUUCAGCACAAACACGCGCCAGGCGACAAAGAAGCCGAUGACUUCAUGAAAGCGAUCGACGACCGCCUGGCAAAAUUGGCCAGUCUGGCACCAGUUGUUGGUGUGACUGGCGACCAUGGAAUGAGUCGGAAGUCGGACGCUGAAGGAGAGCCAAAUGUGCUGUUUCUCGAGGACGCCCUCAAUGCCCAGUUUGGCCCUGCUGCAUCCAGGGUAAUCUGUCCCAUUACAGAUCCUUUUGUUCGGCAUCAUGGUGCCCUGGGCUCGUUUGUACGCGUAUAUUUGAAGGAUAAAACCCAGAUGGACGCGAUGCUUUCGGUCUGCAAGGCAUUUCCGGAAGUCGAAAUCGCCCUCAGCGGCGAGGAUGCAGCGAAGGAAUAUGAAAUGCCCUUGGAUCGUGAAGGAGACAUUGUGGUCAUUUCUACACGCAACACCGUGAUUGGCAGCCGUGAGUCUGACCAUGACCUCUCGUCGGUGCGAGACCACCCAUUGCGAUCGCAUGGAGGCUUGAGCGAGCAAAACAUUCCAGUCGUCCUGUCAACACCGGUAACUAAUUGCAAAGCCGCACUGGAGAGGAGCUGGAGAAAUUAUGACAUCUUCGACCUUGCGCUCAAUUGGUCAUCCUGA
Messenger RNA from Penicillium lagena, 1872 nucleotides. Its product is annotated as Alkaline phosphatase-like alpha/beta/alpha. Bases 1 to 1872 code for a protein of 623 amino acids. The record is from RefSeq and is a predicted model, not a curated record. The transcript has 3 exons. Gene Ontology annotation, molecular function: phosphonoacetate hydrolase activity. NCBI's taxonomy places the organism in Eukaryota, Fungi, Ascomycota, Eurotiomycetes, Eurotiales, Aspergillaceae.